AAAGUCUCGCUCAUCCUACUGAUGCGAUGGUGCGGCUGAGGUGGGAGCUAAAUGAGGAAGGAGUGCCGGUGUGGCCUCCCACCAUUGCAGAAGAAGGGGAGGAUACAAAGGGCUUAUCGAGCUUCGAUGCUUGGGUGACAGAGCCACUCGAGGAGGAGGCUGAAUCAUCAAGUACUCCACCAACUUCUCAACCCGCCAUUAUGCCAACUCCUCUUUCUCUAGCUCGUCCUACUCCAAUUCAGCCAUCUCUAUUUCAAACUCCUGCUGCGCCUGUUGACACGUCCAUCCUUGUCGAUUUGACGGAUGAUUAGUUUUAGGUUUAUUUCUUUCUUUUGUAUUUUUUGUAUUGGUCACUUAACCCUUCUGAACACUCAUAUCAUUAUCUUCUGUACUACAACGUGUAAAUUUUGAACAAAAAUACAAAUUUGGAGAUUUU
Molecule: messenger RNA, 436 nt
Organism: Rubroshorea leprosula
Lineage: Eukaryota; Viridiplantae; Streptophyta; Magnoliopsida; Malvales; Dipterocarpaceae
Source: the annotation of a GenBank genome assembly